ACAGGAGGGUUGACACUUAGCCUGAGAGUCAGCUGCCCUACAGACUGCACCACAUUGUGCUCUGUAAAAUACACCCACACUGAUGAUGUGUGUGUUUCUCUCUGCAGAUGCUGACGGUGUGUACACAGUGAGUAAAGUAGCUGUACAGAGUGGAAAAUCUGUCACCAUCCCAUGUGUCUAUGAUAGAGAAUAUGACUAUCACGUGAAAUACUGGUGUCAUGGGUCAAACUGGAAUUUUUGUAAAACUGUAGUACGCACUGACUCUCCUAAACGUACUGGUAAAACAUCAAUCACUGAUGACCCCACCCAUCAUGUCUUCACUGUUAACAUGACAAUGCUGACAACCUGGGACUCUGGAUAUUACUGGUGUGUUGUAGAGAUCCAGCGCGGUGGAGAUAAGGGAGCAUAUCUGAACCUGUCAGUCAUUGCAGACACUCCUGGACUCUGGGUUGAGCAGCAGGAAGUGGCCGGUGUGGAAGGGGGCCAUGUCAGUGUGCCGUGUCAGUAUAAUGAACCGAGCAGCAUGAAGAAGUGGUGCAGGAUAAAGGGCUCCUGUCUGGAAGUGAAUUCUGGUGAAUCUGGAAGAUCAGAGAUGAAAGAUGACCACUCUAAAAAGGUUUUUACUGUGAGGGAGCUGAACAUGGAGGACACAGGCUGGUAUUGGUGUGCUGCUGGAGAACUACAGAUCCCUGUUCACCUCACUGUCACUCAGAAAACUACAACUACCACAGUCACCACACGUGCACACCAGUGCUGA
Messenger RNA from Conger conger (European conger), 757 nucleotides. Its product is annotated as polymeric immunoglobulin receptor-like. The transcript has 3 exons. The record is from RefSeq and is a predicted model, not a curated record. Lineage: Eukaryota; Metazoa; Chordata; Actinopteri; Anguilliformes; Congridae. The coding region runs from base 83 to 757 and encodes 224 amino acids.